UGAGGGGAGAGAGAGAGAGGGAGAGAGAGAGAACUACAGGUCGCCUCGUUAGUUGGUUCCUGAAGGUAGUUGUGAAGGGCAUUCGAGUCAUAGCUUGGGAGUUCCAGAUUUCUCUCACUGGAGGGACGCUACACAUUUAUGCGCCCACUCUGCCUCUUGGUGUGGCUAACUAAACCUCUGACCAACGGUAAUCCCUGGCUGACCCGUUGACCUGCAGCAGGCCUAGCAAGCGUGCGUGUGUGUGGGUGUGUGUGUGUGUGGCCGGCAGGAUGGCAGAAGCACAUCAGGCUGUGGGGUUCCAGUUCACGGUCACCCCUGACGGCAUUGACCUACACCUGAGCAGGGAGGUGCUAAAGCACAUCUACCUGUCUGGGGUCACCUCCUGGAGGAAGAGGGCCAUCAGGUUCAAGAAUGGCGUCCUGACGGGUGUGUAUCCAGCCAGUCCGUCCAGCUGGUUGAUCAUGGUCAUCGGCGUCAUGAGCACCAUGUACGCCCGGGUGGACCCAUCACUGGGCAUGAUCGACAGGAUUAAAAACACCUUACCUGUCGGUGAGUACCUGACAGUGCAGACUCAGACGGUGCUGAGUGCCGUGGUGUUUGCCACAGGGCUGUGGCUGGCCCUCAUCAUGCUGCUGCGCUACACACUCAAGCUGCUGCUCUCCUACCACUGCUGGAUCUUCGAGUGCCACGGCAGGAAGAGCUUCUCCACCAGAGUCUGGCUGAACCUGGUGAAGAUAUUCUCGGGUCGGAGGCCUCUACUCUAUAGUUUCCAGGCUUCUCUUCCCAGACUGCCAGUACCCAGCGUGGAUGAUACCAUCAGCAGGUAUUUGGAGUCAGUGCGCCCUCUGCUGGAUGAUGAUCAGUACAAUCAGAUGGAGGUUGUGGCCAACGAGUUUAAAAAGGACCCUGCACCCAAACUCCAGAAAUACCUCAAGCUCAAGUCCUGGUGGGCCAGCAACUAUGUGAGCGACUGGUGGGAGGAGUUUAUCUACCUGAAGGGGCGGGGUCCCAUCAUGGUCAACAGUAACUUCUAUGUGAUGGAUCUUAUGUAUGUGACCCCCACCCACAGACAGGCAGCUCGGGCAGGUAACGUGGUCCACGCCAUGCUGCAGUACCGACGCAAGCUAGAGCGCGGAGAACACGCCCCACUAAGGGCCCUUGGUGUAGUCCCUAUGUGCUCUUUUCAGUAUGAGAGAAUGUUCAACACCACCCGCAUCCCUGGCAUUGACACAGAUUUCGUGCAGCACCUGUCGGACCGUAAGCACGUGGUGGUGUACCACCGCGGGCGCUUCUAUAAGGUGUGGCUCUACUUCGGGGGGCGCCAUCUGUGGCCGUCUGAGCUGGAGCUGCAGUUCCAGAGGAUCCUCAAUGACCCCUCACCCCCGCAACCAGGAGAGGUCAAACUAGCCGCCCUCACAGCCGGGAACAGAGUUCCCUGGGCUCGUGCGCGUCUGAAGUACUUCAGUGAGGGAGUGAACAAGGCGUCCCUGGAGGCCAUCGAGACGGCGGCGUUCUUCCUCACGCUUGACGAUGAGGCCCACGGAUACGACCCGGAGAAGCUGAAGUCACUGGACCUGUACGCCAAGUCCCUACUGCACGGGAAAUGCUACGACAGGUGGUUUGAUAAGUCCUUCUCCCUGAUUGCCUAUAAGAACGGUAAAAUGGGUGUUAAUGUGGAGCAUUCAUGGGCCGACGCUCCUAUAGUGGGACACAUGUGGGAGUACGUGUUGGCCACUGACUGCUUCCAGCUGGGCUACACAGAGGAGGGCCACUGCAAGGGGGACGUCAGUAAGGGUCUGGCCCCGCCCACCAAACUCCAGUGGGACAUUCCAGUGGCAUGUCAGGAGAUCAUUGAGGGCUCAUACCUCCUGGCGAAGGAGAUCGCUGAUGACGUGGACUUCCAUGGCUAUGUGUUUGAUGAGUUUGGCAAAGGCCUGAUCAAGACGUGCAGGACCAGUCCUGAUGCCUUUAUCCAGAUGGCUCUGCAACUAGCGCACUACAGGGAUAAGGGCGAAUUCUGUCUGACCUACGAGUCGUCCAUGACACGGAUGUUCCGUGAGGGUAGGACAGAAACGGUUCGCUCCUGCACCUCUGAGUCCACAGCCUUUGUCAAAGCCAUGGAGAACCUCAAGGAAAAGAAGGAGGAGCGUUUGGCUCUGUUCCGGAAAGCGUCGGAAAAGCACCAGCACAUGUACCGGUUGGCAAUGACCGGUGGGGGCAUCGACCGGCACCUCUUCUGCCUCUACAUCGUCUCUAAGCUGCUGGGCAUCGACUCACCUUUCCUCAAGCAGGUGCUGUCGGAGCCUUGGCGCCUCUCCACCAGCCAGACCCCCCAGCAGCAGAUCAACCUGGUGGACCUGCAGAAGCACCCCAAAUACGUGGGCCUGGGAGGGGGCUUCGGCCCAGUAGCGGAUGAUGGUUAUGGUGUAUCUUAUAUUAUCAUUGGGGAAAAUCUCAUCACAUUCCACAUCUCCAGCAAAUUCUCCAGCCCAGAGACGGACUCCUACCGGUUUGGCCAGAACAUCCGCCAGGCCAUGCUGGACAUCCGAGCGCUCUUUGAACAGAAGAACGACAAGAAGAAGGAGAAGGAGGAAAAAAAUCACCUGUAGCCUUGACCACUGCACAUCUCACGAGACACACCCCACGAGACACACUUCACGAGACACACCCCACGAGACACACCCCAUGACACACACCUCACGAGACACACCCCAUGAGACACACUUCACGAGACACACCUCACGAGACAUACCCCAUGAGACACACCCCAUGAGACACACUUCACGAGACACACCUCACGAGACAUACCCCAUGAGACACACUUCACGAGACACACCUCACGAGACACACCUCACGAAACACACCCCACGAAACACACCCCAUGACACACAGCUCACAAAACACACCCCAUGACACACCCCAUGACACACACCUCAUGAGACACACCUCAUGAGACACACCCCACGAGACACACUUCACGAGACACACUCCACGAGACACACCCCAUGACACAUACCUCACGAGACACACCCCAGGAGACACACUUCAUGAGACACACCUCACGAGACAUACCCCAUGAGACACACUUCACGAGACACACCUCAUGAGACAUACCCCAUGAGACACACUUCACGAGACACACCUCACGAAACACACCCCAUGACACACACCUCACGAGACACACCUCAUGAGACAUACCACAGCUGCUUACACAAUCACUCUUAAAACCGGACAAGAGA
Messenger RNA from Alosa sapidissima (American shad), 3239 nucleotides. It is a transcript of the gene cpt1b, whose product is annotated as carnitine palmitoyltransferase 1B (muscle). Gene Ontology annotation, biological process: fatty acid metabolic process; carnitine metabolic process. The record is from RefSeq and is a predicted model, not a curated record. NCBI's taxonomy places the organism in Eukaryota, Metazoa, Chordata, Actinopteri, Clupeiformes, Clupeidae. The coding region runs from base 270 to 2609 and encodes 779 amino acids. Gene Ontology annotation, cellular component: mitochondrion. Gene Ontology annotation, molecular function: carnitine O-palmitoyltransferase activity. The transcript has 19 exons.